AUGACGUCCCAUAUCUCGGACGCUGCCCAGGCCUCAUCGGGCUCAAGCAAUGGCAGCGACUCCAAGUCGAAUACGCCAGCUCCGUCAAGCGCAACAUCCAACACGUCUCAACACAGUUCUGGAGAUGACAACUUGACGUGCCGCUGGAACUCUUGCAACGCGAAGUUCGUCAGCCCAGAGACUCUAUAUGAACACAUCUGUGAACGCCAUGUUGGUCGCAAGAGCACCAAUAACUUGAACCUCACCUGCCAGUGGAACUCUUGUCGCACAACUACCGUCAAGCGUGACCACAUCACCUCUCACAUCAGAGUCCAUGUUCCUCUCAAGCCUCACAAGUGUGAGUUUUGUGGCAAGAGCUUCAAGCGUCCUCAGGACCUGAAGAAACACGUCAAGACACACGCCGACGAUUCUGUCCUUUCUCGCCCUGGGCAGGAUCAUCAGGGUCUCAACUACAGACCCCAGGGUGCCAAGCCCCCAAGCUACUACGACCAUAAUGGCCAGAUUCGUUCUGGUGGCUUCUCACACCACCCAGGUCACGGGUAUUAUGCUCCCCAGCCCUCAACCGGUUAUAAUCUCUACUUCAAUCAGCCUCCCAUGAGCACACCUCGUCACGAGCACAUUGGAUACCAUGCCUCUACUUCUGCUGGCGGCUAUGACCGCAAACGCGCAUUCGACAUGGUUGACGACUUCUUCGGCAAUGCCAAGCGUCGGCAGAUCGACCCGACAUCAUAUACCCAGAUUGGACGCUCACUCUUGCCUCUCCACGGUUCGCUCUCUGUUCCCAACGGUCCCAUGGCUGCCACCGAGCAGUACAUGCCCCAGCCUGCACCUGCCAUGGUUCACGGUGGUCCAGCACCGACCCAAAACCCGCUUGCUCAACAAUACUACUUGCCCAUGCCCAAUGCCCGAACACAGAAGGAUCUUGUCCAGCUUGACAACUUGCUUGGACAGAUGCAGGAUACCAUCUACGAGAAUGCCAACCAUGCCACAGCCGGCGUUCACAUUCACAGUGGUGGCGAGGGCGGUUUUGGUGGAUACCGACACAGCCAGUCUCCAACUGUCCUCCAGCGCGGAUCUCCAACUGGUCUUCAUGUGGCUGCCGAGGGUUAUCACCCCGUCUCAGCUGCUAGUAUGGCCUCGCCUCUUACCGCCAUAUCGUCCACCGGUACACCUGCUGUUACGCCGCCAUCAAGCUCCAUGUCAUACACUUCGGGCCAUUCACCAAGCCCUUCCGCUUCCUCUGGACUCUCCCCCCAGUCUCGCCACAGCACCACUACGACGUCGUCUGUCAUGUACCCCAGUCUGCCCACCAGUCUCCCUGCUGUUAGCCAAGGCUUCGGUUCUACCACUGCCACUCUUGGCCCCAGCUUCGACACCAGCGAGCGUCGCCGAUAUUCAGGUGGCAUGCUUCAGAAAGCUCGAACGAUUCCUCCUAUCCGCCCUGCCGAUGAAACCAGUGGGCGAACCACGCCCAAGGCUGGCGACUCUGCUCUCUCUGUUGGUUCUCCAUCUUCUGAGUCGGACGUUAGUGAAACCACCAGAGAGCGCGAGGAGCAGUAUGACCGGUGGUUGGAGGAUAUGCGUGUUAUUGAGACCCUGCGAGAGUAUGUUCGCGGCCGUCUUGAGCGCAAGGAUUUCGUCAACGAGCAAGAGGCUGAAGCUUCCCGAAGGGAUGGCGACGCCAUGGAUGUCGAUGUCAGAAGCCCCCCAAGACAACCUAUUAGCCUUCGUGAGGGCGGCUCAUCGCUAUAUCCUCGCCUCCCGGUUCCUGGUUCCUAA
This is a messenger RNA of Metarhizium brunneum ARSEF 3297, 1779 nucleotides long. RefSeq names its product pH-response transcription factor pacC (gene PAC1). Gene Ontology annotation, cellular component: nucleus. The record is from RefSeq and is a predicted model, not a curated record. Gene Ontology annotation, biological process: positive regulation of transcription by RNA polymerase II. NCBI's taxonomy places the organism in Eukaryota, Fungi, Ascomycota, Sordariomycetes, Hypocreales, Clavicipitaceae.